CUGUUGCAUUGAUGUUGUAAAAAAAGAAAGAAAGGAAGAGAAAAACUACUGGGGUGGUUUCAAAGUAAUUUAAUGAAACUUCAUUCAGCAAGUGUUGGGUUAUUAUUUUUCCCCUCCGACUUUGUAAAUCCACUGCAGGCAGAAAAUCGUCACAGAUGGAUCUGAAUGAAACAGCAACAGCUGCAUCCACUGGGAGAGACUGUGAUUGACUGAAACGACCAGAAAAGCUAGUACGGGUUUUUCCCCUGCAGAAUGGAGGUUUUGACAUCCCACAAAGAAGUUUUAGCCAGAGCCAAAGGAAAACCACCAGAAUGGAGCUAGUGCCUUGUCCCAUGCAGAAGACGAGGAGCUGGGAAUGCGAGACAGUUGUUAGUAGACUCAGGAUGGGUAGGGGUCGAGGCAGAGGGAGAGGCAGAGGCAGGGGUACAUCCGGCCAGUUGCGGCCCCCCUCGCCUUACAGACUGCAGCUUUCUCCAUCCAGGGAGACUUUGACAUACGCUCAGGCUCAGAAAAUAGUGGAAGUGGACCUAGAUGGAAGGCUCCAUCGGAUUAACAUCACAGAUCCUUUGCCAGUUAUUACAGAGGACGAGAUGAUGGCCCAGGACAUUGCCGAGUGCAACAGUAACAAGGAGAACAGCGAGCAAACGCAGAGUAAAACCAAGACAUGGAGGAAACCUGCAAACAGUAAAAGCAGGAGGAGUGGUAAAAAUACAUCAAACCAGAAUCAGCGGUCUGGCUCCCAUCAGCACACGGGAUCUACGUUUUCCUUUCAGCACCCGGCUCUCCAAACCCCUCUGCCAGAGCCGACCUUCCGCAUGCUGAGUUCAGUUUCCCCCACAGAGGCGCCUCCUCUUCCAGCAGCCUACUACCGUUACAUAGAAAAAUCUGGGGAGGAGCAGGACAGCGUGGCAGAGUACGACAUGGACGAGGAGGACCUUGCCUGGCUGGAGAUGGUGAACCAGAAGAGGGUGUCCGAUGGCCAUGCAUCUGUAUCUCCGGACACUUUUGAGCUGCUUAUCGACCGCCUGGAGAGGGAAUCCAUCUUGGAGUCCCGCAGCCAGGCUCUGUCCCAGAAUGCUGUUGAUGAGGAUGCCUUCUGUUGCGUCUGCUUGGAUGACGAAUGUCUGAACAGUAACGUCAUCCUGUUCUGCGACAUCUGUAACCUGGCUGUCCACCAGGAGUGUUAUGGUGUGCCCUAUGUCCCUGAGGGCCAGUGGCUGUGCCGCUGCUGCCUGCAGUCCCCCUCCCGCCCUGUAGACUGUGUUCUCUGUCCCAACAGAGGAGGUGCCUUCAAACAGACAAGUGAUGGGCGUUGGGCCCAUGUUGUCUGUGCCAUAUGGAUCCCAGAGGUUUGCUUUGCCAACACGGUGUUCCUGGAGCCCGUUGAAGGGGUCAGUAACAUCCCUCCUGCUCGCUGGAAGCUCACCUGCUACCUGUGUAAGCAGAAAGGCAGGGGAGCAUCCAUUCAGUGCCACAAAGCCAACUGUUACAGGGCUUUUCACGUCACCUGUGCCCAGAAGGCUGGCUUGUUCAUGAAGAUAGACCCAGUUCGGGAGACGAGUGUUAACGGCACCACCUUCUCUGUGAAGAAGACCGCUUUCUGUGAGCAUCACUCUCCUGUUGGGUCUCGGCGAGACGGGUCUGGAGAUGAGUCGGUGGAAGGAAGGCUAGUGGGGGGCAGGGGUAAUCGGGGUCAGAGAUCUUAUACUCAAAGCCCCCCCUCAACACCAAACAAAAAGGCUACCAAAGGCCAGAAAAAGAAGAAUUCCAAAGGGUCCGGUGGGUCAUCACGUCGUUCCAAUAUUCCUGUGUUGCUUGUGCCUCAGAUCCCCUCUCACAGGCUAAACAAGAUCUGCACAGGAGUUGAAGUCCAGAGAAAGAACCAGUUCAUGCAGAGGCUUCAUAACUACUGGUUACUGAAACGACAGUCGCGAAAUGGGAUGCCUUUAAUACGGCGGCUUCAUUCCCACCUACAGACCCACAGGACUGCAGAGCAGAGGGAGCCUGAUGAAAAGCUGAGCGCUGCAAGAGAGGAAUUACGAUACUGGCAAAAGUUGAGGCAAGACCUGGAAAGAGCGAGGCUUUUGGUGGAGCUCAUCCGCAAGAGGGAGAGGCUAAAGAGAGAACAGAUGAAAAUUCAGCAGGCUGCUCUUGAGCUGAAGUUGACCCCUGCGCUGGUGCUUCUGAGAUCCACCUUGGACCAACUACAAGAAAAGGACAUGGCCAAAAUCUUCUCUCAGCCUGUCAAUCUGUCAGAGGUCCCAGACUACCUGGAGUUUAUUUCGCAACCCAUGGACUUCUCCACCAUGCGCACCAAACUGGAGGGGCAUGCCUAUUGCUCCAUCACUGACCUAGAAAAGGACUUCGACCUCAUGAUCUCCAACUGCCUCAAGUACAACUCCAAGGACACCAUGUUCCACAGAGCAGCCUUACAGCUGCGUGAGGUGGGGGGUGCUGUUCUCCGUCACGCCCACAGGCAGUCUCAGAACAUUGGCCUGGACCCCAGUACUGGCAUGCACCUGCCAGAAUCUCCAAACAAACAUGGCUUCUACAAUUGUACAUGGGAUGAUGUUGACUCUCUGCUGGACCCCGAGAACAGACUGCACUUAACCACAGAGGACCAGCUAAAGGCCUUACUGGAUAAACUAGACAUGGUCACGUCCAUGCGUACCAGUGGUGGCCGCACCAAACGCAUUAGACUGCUGCGCAGAGAGAUCAACACUCUGAGGCAGAAGAUGAACCAGCAGCAGCAGCAAAGCGCUCAGUCUGUGAAUGGUAAUGAGAAGGAGGAGGGCGGAAAGGAAGAAGAAAAAGAAGAGGGAGAGGAGGAGGAGGCAGAAGAUGAGGAGGAAAAGGAAAAGAAAAAGGAGAAAACAAAUGUGGAUAAUGGACUAAUGACAGCAGUGUCAAAUUCUGGAGCAGAUGACUCUCCACCUGUACUAGAGAUUACCUGCCCAGUAUCAUCACCAUUGCCAGGCGAUGCUCCCCUGGAACCCCCAGUCCUGGGCAUUGUAACGGGAGGACGAAGGUCACCCGGACGUUCCUACAAGCGCCAGAGAUCAUCCCGGAGUGGAAGCAAAAGCCAAGGUGAAGAUGAGGCUGAAGUUGGAGAAACUCCUUCUUCACAGCCGGAGGCUGUUCAUGAGGUCACACCACUGGGCACGCCGCCAACUCUGCCUUUGGUCGGAGUUGGUCGUCGCACAUCAGUUUUGUUUAAGAAAGCUAAAAAUGGCGCGCGGAUGGUGAAAAACAAGUCCCCUCCGCAACAGAAUGGCAAAACCUCUGAGGCUAAAAGUAACGGGUUGGAUAGCACCCCUGCCAGCCCAGAAUCACCCAGCGUGAAUAAUAUCACCACCUUACCUCCUACUCCAAAUGCCUCCCCAGCACCUCCCUCUCCCUCCUCACACCACCUGAGGUCCAGAGGCCACAGCUCAGAAAGUGAGGCAGACAAACUCCCUCCUCCAGCCACAGAAGGAGGCCUGACAAAUGGAAAGCACAGCUCUGCAGACCACGAUGAUGAUGACCCUAACCUAAGUGUCUCCCCUCCCAAACGCAGUCGUGGUAAACCUGCUUUGGCUAAAGUUCCUAGCAGUGAGAAUGGAGACAUCUCUGGGUCUGGAAAGUCUACACUUCUGUCUUUAGAUAGCGAGACCAAACUUGCACCUCUGGACCUAGUUUGGGCCAAAUGCAGGGGAUAUCCAUCAUAUCCGGCAAUGAUUGUUGAUCCUGACAUGCCCCAGGAAGGACUUCUCCACAAUGGCAUACCCAUUCCUGUGCCUCCCGUGGAGGUGCUCAAAUUAGGCGAAUGGAGGCAAACAGAAGAAGGCCAGAAGCUCUUUUUAGUGCUCUUCUUUGACACCAAAAGAACUUGGCAGUGGCUCCCUCGUAACAAACUGCUGCCGCUGGGAAUCGACGACACUGUAGACAAGCUGCGUUUAAUGGAAGGCAAGAAACCCAGCGUUCGCAAGUCUGUACACACUGCUUAUGACCGAGCUAUGGUACAUUUAAACCACGUGAGAGGAAAUCUGAACUUCACACCCUCCAAUUUUAUAUAAAUUUUAUUUGAAAGAUUUUAUCAUCCUAAAUAAGCUGCCUGGCCAUAUGUAUAAAGCUUCUUCAAUGCUCUUAAAAAUGCGGGAUAGUAAAACAAAGGCUUAAAUUCUCAACAGGUGUGGUAUUUGAAGGUUUUCUGCAUAAAACUGUUGGCUCUGAUUUUCUUUUUUUUUUUUUUAAUGAGAAGGAAAAAAAGUGCUUUUUUUUGUAGAUUUACUUGUUCAUUUAUUUGUGUAAUUUUUUAAAAAAUUGUUUUACACAACCACUGUUGCUACGUGUUCAUAUAAAGUUUUUAUUUUAGGCCAAAGUGAGUCAAGACUUUUGUGAGAAAAGUGUAAUUAUUUAAUCGUAAACAGGACUGUCUUGAUUGAAAAUAUAUUUAGAUUGUAUUUGCCAUUGAAAUGUCACUGUGUAUACUGAAGUGUGAAAGUUCCACUUGAGAUUCACGUCAUAUCUGGACUUGGACAGCUAUGGCCAUAUUUUUGUCUUCAGAACUUCUCUAUAACAAUAAUAAUUGUAUGUUAUCUGCGUGCAAUAUAUAAGCUGUUCCUUCAGACCCCCCCCCCCUUUUUCAGUUGCUAUCAAUUUUCUUCCAUUAAUUUUCAGCAAGAGUUUGACAGACAGAUUGGUGCAGCAUCUGCAGUGUUGCAGAUAACCUACUGGUCUGCAAAGCCAUAUCAGUGCAUUUACCACUGCUCUCUUCUAUUGCCACAAGUUGUGGGUGGUGAGACUGAGAUUGGGAUUGUGGAUGUAAGCGGUGAAAGUGAGCUUCCUCCAAAGGGUUCCUGGGAUCUCCCUUAGCAAUAGGGUGAGGAGCUUCGUUAUUCAGGAGGAGCUCAGAGUAGAGCCGCUGCUUGAAAAGGAGCCAGUUGAGGUGGUUCAGGCAUUUGUCUAGGAUGCCUCCUACGUGCCUUCUAGGCGAAGUGUUUUGGGGCACAUCCAACUGGGAGGAGGACCCAGGAAAUGUCAGAGAGAUUAUGUCUCUCAGCUGCCUUGAGAAUGCCUCAGGGUCUCCCCACAACUGGUUGAGGGAGGUGGCUGAGGAGAAGAAGGUCUGGGCGUUUCUGCUUAGGCUGCUGGCCCUGUAACCUGGUUAAGCAGCGAUGGAUGGAUAAUAUUCUAAUAUUCACAUCACAUCUAACAUGCUACUGCAGACAUUCACACUGAAACUAUGCCAGAAGGGGAGCCUAUAACUUGACUCCAGGAAUCCGUUCUCCUUAUUGUCGCUCUCCUAAAAUUAUGGCCCAAGUCAUUUUUUUCAGAAAACAAAAAACCCAUGCCCAUGAUUUAGGCAAAAAUAAUUUUUUUGUAAAAAAAAAAUGGUUUAGGCCAUUAUUUUAGGAGGCUGAUGAUAGGCUCAUGUUUGUUCAGCAGUUCAGAGAAUUUCGUGGUAUAUGCACCUUAAUCGUGUGUCAUGUGUUCCCUGACUGACAUUUCUGAGCAUCUCGGGAUGCCUAAAUGCUGCAGAUUUUUGGAAAUCUCAGCAUACUUCUCACACUCUCAGUAUGCUCUCACAUUGUAGCUGCAUAAUCCUGCAGUGAUGUCAAAGGUUUUUGUUUUUUUUUACUGUAUUCUGCCAGCAAGGGUCAUGCCACUUGAGGUCAAUUUUUUUUUAAAAAAGGGAGUUUGAUUUUUUAUUUUUUUUUUUAAACCAUUAUUACAAUAUUUUAUAUUUGAGCACAAAAUUGAUAAUCAGAAAUGAGUCACUUCCUUUUUUUUUUCUUUGCAAAUGAUCACAUUUGCUCAAAGGGAUGCCGUGGCAAACUCUCAGUCCAGCUAUGAUGUGUCGUUGGUGGGACUUUAGAGUGUUUACUUAAUUUUCCAUAUUGUGAAACUGUACUAUGAUACGAGAAUGUCGGAGAACCCGGUGCAGCUACCGGGUUAGCAAGAUGUGAAGCCACUACAGAGGUGAAAUGGAUUGUUAUGGGGGGGAAAAAGUCUACUGCGAUAUUUACUGAAGAUCUAUCACUUGUUUGCAAAUCUGGCUGAGAAGACUUGAAAAGCACAAAUGGUUAGUUUUAAGAGUGGGAUUGGUGACUCCUGGAGCCAUAUGUGUGGCAAAACCCUGUGUGUGUGUGUGUGUGUGUGUGUGUGUGUGUGUGUGUGUGGGUGUGUGCGCGCACCCGUGUGUGAGUACAGCAUAUACAUAUAUGUAUACAACCUCAGUGUAGUAAAAGUGCAUGUGUAUAGUUUUGUAAAUAUGUAAAUGUAUGUUUAUAUCAGCUUACAUGAAGUAAUUUAAGGAAUGCAAAAAUCGAGUUUAGAUUUUAAUUUAUAAUUUGUGGCAGUCGAGAGUGUUAUUUAAAAAGUAAAAUAUUGAAAAGAUUUAUGUAUGAUGCUACGUAGCUCUUUGUAAUAGUGAUGGUAUUCACCAACAUGUCGGAACAUAUUCUCUAGAAGCGAGGAGGCACAAGACCUUAAGUCUGUAGGCAGCAGCAGCUGCACCUGCCUACAGCUUUGUUUGUUUGUUUGUUUUUUCAUUGGUGGCACAGGAGAUUUUUGAUCUUGUCAUUUAAAUUGUAUUGCAAGAUCUAUAAUCUGCCCGAGACAAUAUUUUCUCACAACAAUA
Messenger RNA from Archocentrus centrarchus (flier cichlid), 6622 nucleotides. RefSeq names its product bromodomain and PHD finger containing, 3a (gene brpf3a). The transcript is spliced from 14 exons. Gene Ontology annotation, molecular function: protein binding. Gene Ontology annotation, biological process: regulation of transcription by RNA polymerase II. The record is from RefSeq and is a predicted model, not a curated record. Lineage: Eukaryota; Metazoa; Chordata; Actinopteri; Cichliformes; Cichlidae. Bases 312 to 4055 code for a protein of 1247 amino acids.